AUGCCUAGUGUAGAUGCGUCGGCAUGGCCUUCCUGGCUCGCCGAGACAGGGAUUUUUCAAAACCUCUCUAAUGAGGAACGUGAGCACGCGGUGCAUGCCGCUGUACGUGGCCUUGUGCGGUCGUAUGCAGAACCUUUGGUCGCUUCACGUACUCCUGAGGCCGUUCAAAAGGCACUGCAUACGACGCCAUCUUAUGCCGAUGCUAUGGAUUCUUUAUGUGACUGGAUCACUUCGACGCCACGCGCGCUGGAGUCGCUCCUUGUGCCUAUGCCAGUCGGUGCCUAUCCUCUGGACUAUACCACGCUGGAUUUGUACAUGGUCCCACGCUUAAUUGGCGCGCUCAGUGUCCUGUGCACUCAUGUACAACAAGCCUCGAACACGACAGAGACUGCUAUGCAGUACUCAGGUGCGCUCCUACAUGCUAUGAAAGAAGCUGCAGGGGCUACGAUGCGUGUCAUCGGCACUGUACUGCACGUGUGCCUCUCCUCUACACACCAACACAGCCACGUUCGUUUCCUUUUGUACGAUGCUCUCCGUGCCGGUGCGCGCAUGGUGUCGUUACGUAUACCCAAUACAUGGCAUAUGCAUACCCUUUCUAUGCCAGGCACGUUACGUGACAAAGCCACUCCAGGGCAAUUGGUCUUGGGCAGCCACGACCCCGUGCCUCUGUCCAUGGCCUUGUCCACUCCAUCCCAUGUGCCUGUGGCAGUCAGAGCACCAGGGACGCCUGCCUAUGCAUGGUCGGCAGCGGAUGCGGCGCUGUUUGUCAUUCCUGUGGACGAGGUAUUUGGGCCAGCGUUGGCCGAUCACCUUGUGAUGCUAAGCACACGCAUCGCCUCUGAACUUGCGCUGGUAUUUCCCUCUGCAAUGCAGGAUAUCGUGGAGUGUGCGACGUAUGCGACACUGGCGUGCUUGCCUGACCUCCCUGAGCACUUGACGCUACUUCAAGCCGAGGCCAUGCAAGCUGCCAUUCGUGUGCUUCCUGACUCUUUCUCGUUCUUUCAUUUGGUUCGUGUCUGUGGUACCUCUUUGGCCUUUCAUUCCAUGGAGGAAGCGGUAUGUACGUGUCUGUAUGAUGUCCUUGGCCAUGCACGUUCCACGCUGUGUGCCUACCGUGCCCGCGAAAAAGCGUUGCCACCAGAAGUGUACGGGAUUCUAGGCGAUGCACGAGCGCUGUUGCCUACCCUGCUACACCAAGCGCAGCAGCAUCAAGGUAUCUGGCGUCAGUGCUACGCAGCACAGCUGGGGCUGGCCCUUUCUCUGCUGGACAGCGAUCCAUGGACCGACGAGGAGUGGCGGCAGGUGGACGAACUGGAUGAAAGCGCCCUCAUGGAAGAGUGUACACGAUUGCAUACGAGUCCACGCCGCCGCAGCCCAAGUCCCUCGUUGUGCGUCCAGCAUCAUGGUGCUCGAAAACGCGCCAGAAUCGACGCACCCACAAUCCCAUGCCCUUCGGAUCCAUGCACCUAUUGCGACAGCGCCGACCUUGAUAUGUCAAACCCUGCGCCAUGGACCAUUACGACACUGGACGAGCUGCCAGACGUCUGGUCACAUGUCACCUUCUCUGAUCCACAUCAAGCUAUGCCGUGCUUACAAGAUAUGCUACGUAUGACGAUGCAUGCCGCUCCAGAUGUGCUUGUUCAAUGUCCCUUUGAUACCUGGUUAGGUCUCCUACGAUCUGCUCUAAUGCAUGUGCAUCGUGGUGUACGUAUUCGCGCCGGCCGUCUAUUGUAUGUGAUGGUGUCGCGAUUUGCCUCCGCGCCGUUACACUCUGCUGCGCGCCUCGCCGCCUUAGUACAGCUAGCCACGGACGGCACCAAGUCGUCGGACCGCAAAAUUCAAGAGACAUCUCUCUCCACAGUGGCGCUGCUGGGUCGUAUUCAGCACGAUGCUUCCUUUGUCUUGGUGGUCACGGCAUUGAUCCAUGGUCUGUACCUUCCUCACAUCUACCUGCGUGCUUUGGCCAGUGCAGAGACCAUCCAACUUGCGUUGUAUCGCAAAUGCACAACCUUCCAGUUGCUCUCUCAGCAUCUUGAUACCGUGUGCCACGUCGCUCUUUCGGCCCACAUCGGCGCUAUGCAGGCACUGGGGGAGCUGGCUCGCCUUGUCGGGAUGAAUGUCCCUACGUUUUUGCAAACCACGCUAGAUUAUACCCUUCCUCUUCUUCUGGAACAACAUGCGCAUCAUAUGGGCCAUGCUCAGUCGCAUAUUGAGGCGCUGGCUACCACGGUAGGUCAGCCUGUACCAGGCUUGUGUCUCUCGCACGUCUCUGCCGUGUUUCAGCAUGUGUAUCUGCUACCACCUGACGUACGUGAUGCGAGUGUCCAAGCUUUCCUAUCGCUGCUGGGCACACGGAGCGUUACGGUUGCUAGCCUGCUUCGUAGCCGGCUGCACGACGUGCUGGGCUGGCUGGUCAUGCACCUCGGCUCUCCCACCACUCACGAAGUCGAAGCGGCUUUGCAAGGCCUGGAAUGCGUCCGCUCGACUAUGGCGACAAGCGGAAAGUGGCGCGGCAUGGAUCUCACGUCUUUUCUGCAGGAAGAAGUCCUUGCGAUUCUCACUUGGAUCAAUGAUGAGCUUAGUGGUGUGCAUGGCAAAAUGCGCAUAGCACGUCAGGCUAUGGCGGUACGCAGUAUCGGGGCCUUGGUCCAGCAAAUUGGGGCUGUGGCGGCUCGCGUAGCACCGCAAGUGUUGGCCAGUCUGACAAGCACCCUGCAAAAGCCCGGAUUGGCCAUGCCUACAUUGGAAAGCUGGUACCAUGUUGUUCAAGCACUGCGUGGCGCUGACCUGGGAAGUGUGGUGGGCCCUACCGCCGCCGCCUUACUGCACGUGUGGCCCACCUUGGAUGUCGAAGAACGGCGUAUGGGCGGCCAGGUUUUGCGCUGCGCGAUCCUUGAACGCACAACAGAUCCAAGCUUUUUGAACGAUGUACCAAGUCUUGAUGCGCUGGAUGAAGAUGUGCCAGAUGUAGCCCAGCGGAUUCGUGCGACGAGGCGUGUAUGGGACGACGAGGCUUACUUCCGGCAUAUCUUGGAGCGAGUUGCAAAUGACAGUGCUGCCAUUUGUCUGCAGUCUCUGCAUGAACUGCGCACCUUUCUUCAAGAGCGUCGUGCGUGCAUUGCCAUAUGGACGACAGGCAAUGUGUUUCAUGCGUUGAUCGGUCAGUGUAUCCGUGUGCUUAUGGCCGUAGCCUCCCGUACCGAAUGGGGGGAGCAUGUGCAACGUGUCUGCCUUGCGUGCCUAGGUUUGCUGGGCGCCGUCGAUCCCGAUCGUUUGGAGAUGCCACCUGAAGAGCCGAUCUUUGUGUUGCUGUCCGAUUUCGAUCAGGCAGAUGAGAGUCUGACACUGGCUCAACGCCUGCUCGUGGAGUUGGUCGUCCCUGCCUUUCGUGCGACCAAUGAUACAAAGCACCAAGCCGCGCUGGCGUAUGCCAUCCAAGAGCUUCUGAAAUUCUGUCAUUUCACACCGGCGCUCUUGGAGGCGAAUGCUCCCAGUCGUGUACCCGACAAGGUACGUCGACGAUGGGCAGCAUUACCAGAGGCCAUGCUCCCCACGCUCCUACCUCUUCUCAAUUCGCGCUACGUUGUCCAGCAUACAGAGCCACGGCCCCGCACUACGCCAUUGUACUUGCAUUCAGUUUCGUACCGUGACUGGAUCCAGGCCUGGGCCCUCUUGCUGAUUCGGCAGGCUCGUGAAGGUGAUGCUGCGACGCUAUUUGGUGUAUUUAUAUCUGUCGUACGUGAUCACGAUGUAGGCGUAGCGCAGUACCUGCUACCACACUUGGUUCUGCAUACGCUGAUUUCAGGCACAGAGGCACAGCGACGUGGUGUCCUUGAUGAGUUUCGUGCUGUCUUGGCUGACCAAGCGUCACCUACGCAAGGCUAUGAUCCCGAGCGGCGCCGACUUACAGCGCAAGCGUUGUUCACCGUGCUCGAUCAUGUCGGUCACUGGAUGCGGCGUAUGCGUCUCGUACCGCCUCGAGCGGCGAAGCGCAGUCGACUUCGUGAUGCGCUACAGGAUGUGCAAGCCAUUAUGGAUGAGCUUUCGCCGGACCUUCUCGCACAAGCCUCCCUGCAAUGUGACGCGUAUGCUCGUGCUCUCUUACACUUUGAGUACCGUAUUCGAGCUGUGCGCCAGCAGCAGUCGUCUGACACACUGCAAUCGUACUAUGAGACAAUGCACGAAAUCUAUGCGAGUCUUGAUGAUCCCGAUGGCAUGGAAGGUAUCUCGACCAAAGUCUUAUCGCCCUCUUUGGAGCACCAAAUUCGCGAGCAUGAAAGUACCGGACGCUGGACCGAUGCUCAGAGCUGCUGGGAAGUCGAGCUGCAACGUCGGCCUGAUGAUGUGCGGUUGCAUGUUGGUCUGCUCCGAUGCUUGCGCAAUCUGGGACAUUACGAUACCCUUCGCACGCAUAUUCGCGGUGUCUUAGCCGUGCAUCCGACCUGGCAAGCACAGCUCGCGCCAUUUCAGAUUGAGGGCGCUUGUAUUAUGGCCGAUUGGGACGCGGUUCGGGCCUUGGUACAACAAGGUCAUGCCGUGCCCGAAUUGGGCAUGGCUCGUGCAUUGCUGGCGAUUCGUGAGCAGGACACAAGGGCUUUGGGCGAGGCUGUUGAAGAAGCACGGUCUCAGCUGGGGCGCCACUUGCUGGGCCCUGCGCGUGUAUCGUAUACGCAGGCGUACGAUGCUGUAUCCCAAUUGCACAUGCUAUGUGAAUUGGAACUGAUCUUCCACGAUCAGCAUAACGCGUCCUUGCCUGGCACACUAGCGUCCCGCUUCCAUGCUACAUUGCCGUCGUUCCGUACACGUGAGCCUAUCUUGAGUUUGCGUCGUUCGGCGUUGCAAGCCUCUCAUGCCUCAGCCUCUGAGCUAGGCGAUUGCUGGAUCCUAAGUGCCAAGACCGCACGUAAGGCCGGGCAUACACAAACCGCGUACAGUGCUGUGCUACAAGCGAUGCAGUGUGACGCGCCCUAUGCGUUUAUGCAAAAGGCUAAAUUGCUCGCCGAUAGUGAUCAAGUGCAGGCGGCUUUGCAGGUGCUAAACAAUGCCCUGCAAUCAUCAGAGGCCCAGGCAUCGCAAGACAAGCAUGCGCUAGCGCAAGCCCAUUUGCUUCGUGCGCGUCUCGUGGAGGAAACCGCACGUUUCCAGCAGAACGAUAUUAUCCAGCACUACAAGACCUGCACGAGUCUGGACCCUGACUCUGAGAAGAUUUGGUACUACCUAGGCCACUUUUACGAUGCACCAGGCGGUGGGCCGGUGGGCAACCAAAUGCUCCUGCAGCUCAGCGUAUGCCGUUUCUACAUGAAAUCGGCACAACAUGGCACCAAGUUCUUGUACCGCACAUUGCCACGCAUGCUUACCAUUUGGCUGGAUGCAGGUAACGAGUUGGCGGACUCAGAUACGAAGGCGGAAGAUGAUUCCAAGCAGGCGCAGCAGCAGUUUGACAAGAUCAACGAUAUGAUGCUCAAGUCUGUACGUCAUUUAGCGCGAUACCAAUGGUUCGCUGUUCUGCCUCAACUGGUUGCGCGUAUUGUGCACAAAAACGAGGCCGUAUGGCAGGUCCUGCUCGAGAUUAUUGUGGCGGUAGUGGUUGCCUAUCCGCAGCAAGGCGUGUGGGCCUUGAUUGCAGGGUCCCACUCCAAGGACAAGCGCCGGAAACAACGGUACGAACGCAUUAUGGAGCGAAUCUCAUCGGUGCCGGAGCGUGCGUACCGUGAUGUCGUGCCGAUUAUCGAGGCGGCGGAGCGUGUGUCAACCGAGCUUCUUCACCUGUGCGAGUUUCAUGUGCACAAAGAGGCGACGCUGAGUAUGCAGCGUCAUUUCCCUGCCUUGAUUGCCGCGGUCCAAACCACGCCACUGAUUUUGCCACUGCAAUCGUCGGUCAACGUCAAUUUGCCGCCUGAUAACCAUGUGCACACUGAUCACCGGCCGUUCCCACGGAAUUUGCCGACGAUCCAAGGCUUCGAUGAUACCAUUGAGAUUAUGCACUCGUUGCAGAAGCCACGUAAAGUGGUCAUCCAUGCUUCGGAUGGCCACAAGUAUCCUUUCCUGUGCAAACCACGCGAUGACCUGCGCAAAGAUGCGCGUCUUAUGGAGUUUGACUCGAUGAUCAACAAGCUGCUACAAAGCAACUCAGAGUCACGUCGUCGACGUUUGUACAUCCGGACGUAUGCUGUGAUCAUUCUCAAUGAAGAAUGCGGUCUGAUUGAAUGGGUGCCCAAUACCAUUGCGUACCGCCAAAUCUUGACCAAGCACUAUGCCGCGUUGGACAUUCCCAUGUACACAUCAGACCUGAAGACGUUGCUGGAUGAAGCGCGUGCGAACCCCAAGAAUGCGGCGCAGAUCUUUGACACGAAAGUCGUGUCGCGCUACCCCCCCGUAUUCCACGCAUGGUUCCUAGAGACGUUCCCGGAGCCCAGUGCGUGGUUCAAAGCACGAUCGGCGUAUGCUCGCACGGCGGCUGUUAUGUCGAUCGUUGGGUUUGUGCUGGGUCUGGGCGAUCGGCAUGGUGACAACAUCCUGUUUGAUGCUGGUUCAGGCGAUACUGUGCACGUUGAUUUGAACUGCUUGUUUGAGAAAGGCAUGACAUUUGAAAUUCCGGAGCGUGUGCCUUUCCGGCUGACGCACAACAUGGUAGAUGCGUUGGGCGUGGCAGGGGUCGAAGGGGCGUUCCGUCGGACGGCCGAAAUUACGAUGGGGAUUCUGCGCGACAACAAAGAGUCGCUCAUGAGCGUAUUGCAGGCCAUGGUCCAUGAUCCGCUUGGCGAGUGGGUCGCGACGGAGCGACGUGCACGUCAUCGGCAUGGCGAUAAGACCGCAUCGACAGCAGCGGCUGGUGCGGGAGCCCGCAAAGCGCUCAAAUCGGUAUCUGACAAGCUGGAUGGGCGAUUACGUCGUCCUGGUCUUUCUGAUGAAGUGCGACAUACGACCAAAAAUCUUGUCCACAUGCUCAUUUGCGACGCAACUAGCUCGCAAAACCUCGGUCAAAUGUAUGUAGGAUGGGCGCCUUAUUUGUAA
Molecule: messenger RNA, 7014 nt
Organism: Malassezia pachydermatis
Lineage: Eukaryota; Fungi; Basidiomycota; Malasseziomycetes; Malasseziales; Malasseziaceae
Product: serine-protein kinase atr
Exons: 2
Coding region: 1-7014 (2337 amino acids)
Biological process (GO): protein phosphorylation; DNA damage checkpoint signaling; telomere maintenance
Cellular component (GO): nucleus
Molecular function (GO): protein binding; protein serine/threonine kinase activity
Source: RefSeq, a predicted model, not a curated record